AAUAAGAGAGAGUUUACUUAUUCGGAAAGUUGUCUAAGCUGAAAACUUUGAACUAGUUGAGGAUUAAGUUCAUAGUAUGUUUAGGAAACAUAAUCUGUUAAUAGAAGAAUUGCUGAAAGUAAAUAAAGCCUCCUCGAGAACAAGAUUCGUUUGUGUAGCAAGUAGCAAAGGCAGAGAGAUCCCUCGUGCAAAUAAUAAAUCCUGAACAAACAUUAAAAGAAGCUAAAAUAAAAACGUGUUCACAAAGCCAUGACACUAUCAAACCCUAAACUACGACUGUUUUCAUUCUAAUUCCAAAUAAAUUGUAAACAUAAAUCUGUCAUGAUUGACUUCAAACAUGACGAUAAAAAAAAGUUCAACAUAAAAAACUGCUGUCUCGUAAAUUUUCGCCCAUCCCCGUUCAGUUCCUCAGAGGAGGUCGGAAAGAAUUGGUUCUGCUAACAAAUUUGUUUCUGCGAAAACAUAAUCUCAUGUGUGACAUAUAAAAGCAGAACGGCGUGUAACGACGUCAUGUAUGUUUGAAGACUUAAACUCCUGAGCUGAAUGGAACUAAAAAAGUUACUUUAAGUGUUUAAAAUAUUUCUCUGUGACCUUCAAUUUGAAUGUAGUGUUGAAAACUUAAAAUUGUGACAUUACUGAAUGAGCUCUUUCAAUGAAUUUUUGAUUGAUUGAAUAACUUUUAGGUUUCUGUGAUGAAAGAGAAAUAAAAUUACGUAAUGGUUUGAUUCAAUGUUUAACAACUGCUAUUGAAUAUUAAAUAAUGAACAGAAAUUUUCUGUAAUUAAUUUUCCGAACAUCAAAAAUUUUGAUUAACAUUGUUGCAAGUGAAACAAAGAGAAAGAAAAUGAGUAAUCGACUGAGUGAGCUCGUGGAAAAUUACUAACUAAUUAUUAAUUAUCUUUCAUGUUAAUUGAGGUGAAUUUUUAAUGUUCAAUCAAACAUCAGCAAACAAGCAAUCAAGUGUCGAGCAGACAAUUAAAUAAUUCGAGCGUGGACAAUUACCAUGCAUUAAGUGAAACAAAAAAUCUCUCCUGUUAGCCAUUUCAAAUUUGAAAACGUCAGAAAUAAUUAAAAUGAACAACAGUGGGAAGUUGAGGAAAUUUGUUUUUACAAUUAUUUUAAUUAGUGUAAACUACGAACAUACUCUAUCCGAAUUUGACAACCCACCAAGCAAUGCAGAGAGGGUUGCAGCAAUCAAUAAUCAACAAUAUCAGUUCCACCAUGAUUACGAUACAGAAAAUGGUUUCACAAUCGAUGGGGAUGACGAGAACUUACAUAAUGCACUGAAUCGUGGACCAUACUUUGACAUUUCAGCUUCAAAAAACGUAACUGCGUUAGUCGGCAAUACUGCUUAUUUGAAUUGUCGAGUUAGAAAUUUGGGAAAUAAAACGGUUACUUGGAUUCGACAUCGAGAUUUACAUUUGUUGACUGUAGGAAAGGAAACUUAUACACAAGAUCAGAGGUUUCAAAGCGUACAUAACCCACAUAAUGGUGACUGGUCGCUAAAGGUUUUGUAUCCUCAACAGCGUGACUCGGGUGUCUACGAAUGUCAGAUUGGAACGUCACCUCCAGUUGGUUACUCUAUUGUGCUAUCUGUUGUUGAACCCAUAACAACGAUUAUCGGUGGACCUGACAUGUACAUUGACCAAGGGUCAACAAUUAAUUUGACCUGUAUCGUAAAGCAUUUGCCUGAACCGCCUCCAGGAAUUUAUUGGACGCACAACGGCGAGGAAAUCAAUUACGAUUCACCUCGUGGUGGCGUUAGUGUAAUAACCGAGAAAGGUGACAUUACCACAUCAUAUCUUUUAAUCCAGAGAGCACGUUCGUCGGAUAGUGGAAAAUAUGUUUGUCUACCAUCAAAUGCUAACUCCCAAAACAUUAACGUCCAUGUUCUGAAUGGCGAACAUCCCGCAGCGAUUCAACGUGCAGCUAGCCAGUUAGAUAAUAAAUCUUAUUUGCUUUUGUUACUAUUAUCAUUCAUAUUAACGACAUUUUCAAAGAGAUAAAUCAACAAUGUAGGAAAGUAAGCAAUUUUAGUUAAAAUUUAAUGAGAAAUGUAAAUAAAAAAUGUUUUCUUAAACAAUCAACUA
Messenger RNA from Clunio marinus, 2090 nucleotides. The record is from the annotation of a GenBank genome assembly. Lineage: Eukaryota; Metazoa; Arthropoda; Insecta; Diptera; Chironomidae.